UAGAACGUGUACGUCAGGUUUAGUUGAGGCACGUAACGGUAUGGGCGUGGCUUACUCUCAGUCCCUAUCGCUGCUGACGUCCAAGGUAUUGCUGCUUGAAAGAAGCUGAGUGAAGCACAUGUUAGCCAUGAUGUGACUGAAACUGUUCAAGGUCAUUCAACUAGUCAGGAUCUCGACGAAACCAAAAGCAUGAACCAGACUUAUUCAAAGUUAUCAAAUGGAUUCAUUCUGCCUAAGGGCAAAGUGACCCCAAAUACGCUGUUUGUGGGAGGGAUUGACAUGAUGGUUAAUGAAAAUGAAAUACGAGACUUCUUUGCAAAAUUCGGCACUGUGAGGGAAGCGAAAAUUAUCAAAGACCGUGGAGGCAUCUGCAGAGGUUAUGGCUUUGUGUACUUUAACAAAGAGGUCAACAUUGAGUCAAUUGUUGAGCAACAGAUCAGUUUUAAAGGACGGAAACUCAAGCUGGGUCCUGCAAUCCUGAAGGAAAGACGCCCACGUCCAAUUGUUUCUCAUCUAGUUGGACCGACUACUUGGACAAGUCCCUCAGGUUACGUCUACUGUCCUUGCUGCUCGCCUGUGGGAGGAGGGAUGACUCAACCCUCACCCAUCCCCAGUGGAAGGACCCACUAUAAUCAGCCGUACUCCUACAACAACUUUGGAGAGGUGGUGUUUCCUCUGAUGUCCACGAACUACUCACAUGGUCCUUAUUAUCAGCCCCUCACCAUGCAGUACACCACAGCUCCCUGGACUCCAGACCGACCGACACAGCUUUUCAAUCAGAGCUUUGUGGACUGUGGAGUCCAGACUGUGCUGUAGUUUUUAGCUACUGAGCCCCGUGGCAGAUGCAGGCCGCGGUGGCUUUUGGGAAUCGGAGCGCAGACGAGAUGACAUCUGUGGUUCUGGACGUCUGGGAGCAUCCCAACUUUCCAGAGGGCCUUUGCUCUUCCCUGUCUCUGCUUUAGUUUGAGCUAUUUUAACAUCGGACAGCUUUCUGCUUCAGCUGAUCCCAGCCAUUUUACCCAGGAAUGAUGAGGCUGAUCUGUGAUCAGAUGCUUUUAACUCACACAGAUCACAGUGACUAUCGUACAUGAAGAGUUUCUACCAGCUGACACAAGGGGUCACUUUAGUUGUUCUGUUUUUUCUAAUACCGGAGAAUGAAAAGACUUAGACUCACAUUUUGGUGUGUACUUCUAAUUUAUUUAUGUUUUCACUUGUUUAUUUCAGUUUCUUUAUGUGGGUUUUGCUCCUGGUUAAAGGCUCUGCACGUUUCUAUGUGAAUAUUAUAAACGUCUGGACAGCAGUCUGGUUGUUUUCUACACUGGAGAUGUUCUGGUUCAUUAUAAUGCUUCUGUGAUUACAAUCUUUUAUUCACUUUUCUACUCAAACACAAGAAGGAUCAAACAUUGAUUUUAAACUGUUCACUGUUCACGUUGUUACUGUAACUCGGCAGCCUAUUUUAUAUUUCAAAAGUGCGGCACUUGUUGGAAUGUUAACCUGGUGUUUGGUGUGCUUUACUUUUAAACCCACUAUUUAGGAUGUUUUCCCUGAUUAUUUGCUUUGAUAAUAAAGAUUGAAUUUGUUA
Molecule: messenger RNA, 1582 nt
Organism: Nothobranchius furzeri (turquoise killifish)
Lineage: Eukaryota; Metazoa; Chordata; Actinopteri; Cyprinodontiformes; Nothobranchiidae
Gene: dazl
Product: deleted in azoospermia-like
Biological process (GO): 3'-UTR-mediated mRNA stabilization; positive regulation of translational initiation
Cellular component (GO): cytoplasm
Molecular function (GO): mRNA 3'-UTR binding; translation activator activity
Source: RefSeq, a predicted model, not a curated record